CUCCUCCUCCUCCUCCAGCACCGCCACCUCCUCUUCCUCCUCCUCCCGGCCGCUGCGGCGCGGGGGCUGCGGGCGGAGCGGCAGGCGCCAUGAGCGGGGCGGCGGCGGCCAAGAGCGAGAAGCUGGACGAGGCUCAGGCGCUGGCCCGCAGCUGCGCGGGCAGACCUGACUUCCAGCCCUGCGACGGACUCUCGCUCUGCGCCACCCACAGCCACGGCCGCUGCUUCCGCCUGCACUGGUGCUGCCACCUGGGAUGGUGCCACUGUAAAUACGUCUACCAGCCCAUGACGCCGGUGGAGCAGCUGCCCAGCACGGCGAUCCCGGCGCGGCCCCGGGAGCCCCCCAGCACCAUCCAGAUCUCGGUGUCUCUCACGCAGCACUUCCUCAAGUUCGCUCCCGUCCUGCAGCCGCCGCUGCCGCCGGCCUCGCCGCGGCUCUGCGCCAUCGCCGACCUCUUCCUCGACAGCUACCGCGUCAAGUGCAUCAACGGCAAGAUGUGCUACGUGCAGAGGCAGCCCCCGGCGCCGCCGCUGCGGAGCGGGCCCCGCCCGGUGCCCGCCGGCAGCGCCUUCGGCACGGAGGAGAGCGGCACAGCAAAGCCGGAGCACUGCUCGUCCCCCUCCAGCUCCGAGGACUCCGGCAUCAACGCCGUGGGGGUUCACUACAUGGAGUCGUGUGACGAGGACACGGAGGGGGUGGCCGAGCUCAGUUCAGAGGAGGAUUACAGCCCGGAUAGCAGCUGGGAACCGGACGAGUGCCCGCUCCUGUCGCCCUCGCAGUGUGAGAUGGAAGUGAUCGAGACGAUAGAAACCACUGUGUGACCCCACAGGCUGGCAGCAGCGCAGCCCAGCUCCCACUCGGAGACGUUGCUUUUGUAGUCUUUCUCUUUUCUGUUUCCCCCCACAAUCUCUCUUUUCCAGUGCACCUGAGGGUUCGGAUUCCCGGACUGCAGCCGCGGGACUCGCGUGUCGGUAACCGAGCAGCAGCCUGAGCCGCUGGAGCACAUCCUCAGCCCCACCGAAGCCAUCUGCACCUGGGGGGAUGAUCAGGCUCAAGACUUCUGCAGCUGAGACAGGUCCUGUGCUUGGCCUGGGCUCCACCAUGCACUGAUCACACCAGGACGUGCACUCGAGAUGGUACCAUCUGCCAGGAUGUUCAAAGCACAGGGGCUGAGCUGGUGCAGGACUCUUGCCAGUAGCAGAAGCAA
Molecule: messenger RNA, 1207 nt
Organism: Dryobates pubescens (Downy woodpecker)
Lineage: Eukaryota; Metazoa; Chordata; Aves; Piciformes; Picidae
Gene: C13H3orf70
Product: chromosome 13 C3orf70 homolog
Exons: 2
Coding region: 90-821 (243 amino acids)
Source: RefSeq, a predicted model, not a curated record